This is a messenger RNA of Aspergillus candidus, 942 nucleotides long. RefSeq names its product glutathione S-transferase family protein. The transcript has a single exon. The coding region runs from base 199 to 864 and encodes 221 amino acids. The record is from RefSeq and is a predicted model, not a curated record. NCBI's taxonomy places the organism in Eukaryota, Fungi, Ascomycota, Eurotiomycetes, Eurotiales, Aspergillaceae.
UCACGCCAGAUCGCGGGAUUAUCAGAGACCGACGAUGCCGACUGAAGCAACCGAUGGAAAGAGGUGGAGGAGGAGCAGACAAAUUAUAUAAGAGAUAUCUAUGGAUCUGUCUGCCCCUCUCUCCUCCCAUUCAAUUCCACUCCUAUCCAACAAUCCUGUCUCUUUACCCUAAAAAAACACUACCAACAAAACUACACCAUGUCUCUCAAGCCCAUCACCCUCUACAGCCACGCCUCCGGCCCCAACCCCUGGAAGGUGGUCACCGUCCUAGAGGACCUCAAACUCCCCUACGAAACCAAGUUUGUCCCCUUCUCGGAGGUCAAGCAGGAACCCUUCAUCUCCAUCAACCCCAACGGGCGGGUCCCCGCCAUCGAGGACCCCAACACGGGCCUCACCCUGUGGGAGUCCGGCGCCAUCGUCGAGUACCUGGUCGAGACCUACGACAAGGAACACACCAUCAGCUUUGCGUUCGGCACGCCCGAGUACUACCAGGCCAAGCAAUGGCUGCACUUCCAGAUGUCCGGCCAGGGCCCCUACUUCGGCCAGUUCGUGUGGUUCACCGUCUACCACCCCGAGAAGGUCCAGGGCGCCCAGGACCGCUACUUGAACGAGAUCCGUCGUGUGUCGGGCGUGCUUGACAGCGUCUUGAAAGAUCAGGAGUGGCUGGUUGGGAAUAAGUACAGCUUUGUUGAUGCCGCCUUUGUGCCGUGGUAUGGGAUCGUUCCCAAGUACACCGGCGACGCGAUCGAUCUGGCCAAAGAUUAUCCUCAUCUCAAGGCCUGGCUGGAUCGACUCCAUGCCCGGCCGUCUGUGGCCAAGUCGAUCAAGGAGCGCGCUGAAGCCACGGCCACUGUCCAACGGUAAUGGUUAGGUCAAUUUCAGGAUCAGUUUUAGAUGUCAUGGAUCAAGCCUAAAUUAUGAAUCAAUUGAAUUGUCUAGAAU